AACAAUACCAUUAAAACAAAUAAAAUCCUAACCAUUUGGUAGUCAUACUUUUAAAAAUAAAUUCCCGAGACAAACUUUACAUUAGCAGGCCAUUCAUGGUUAUUCAGAUCAUACUUUAACAUUCAGUCCUACUCGCGUCUAAUUCAUCGAAGAAUAACUUUUUCGAAUUAUUGUUAAGUAAUAAACUAAUUAUGAUUUAUAAUGUGGAGAUGGAGAAAGUGAAAAAUGUGCCUCUAGGGAUAAAAUUAUCCACAAAAGAAGAAGUGAGGAUGAAUGGAGGUUCAUUUUUUGUCACUAAAAUUUCACGACGAAGUGUUUACCUGGGAUCACUUGGUCAAGAAAUUCAAGUGGGAGACGAAAUUCUUCAGAUCAUGUUCGACAGUCCAGAAGUAACGAUUAGCAGUGAGCACUUCUUAAGCGAUAAAUUCGAAAUCUGUCACCAAAUAGUGGACAAAGUAAACAGAGGCACAUUUUAUAUGAAAUUGCGACGCAGAGCACACCAAAACUCGCCACAGUAUUUAGUGGAUAAUUCACUCGAAAGAGAAAUGUCCAAUAGUUCUUCGGAGUAUUCGCUCCCGACAGAAGAACGAAAGUACCAUCGGUCGGCGACAGCAGAACAACUUGCAGAAAAAAGGAAAAAAGGAAGAAGACGCGUAUUGCCAGACCCUCCCGAAGAGGAACCAGAAUCAAAGAUUAUGCUGGACGCCUCACAGAUGAAGUUGGUAGAUAGAGAAAGGGCGAUGGCAAUACAUGACGACGACACCAGCAAUGAACAGCAACAGAUGCUCCCUCCCCUCAUUACAGAUGAAGAGUUCCAGAAAGUACCACUGGCUACGAUAGGAGCUGGAUACACUUCUGAGUACUCGGGGUCAUCACUGGCGGAUAAAAUUAACCAAUUUAAAGAUCAAAUGACUUCUGGAGAUCUUAUGCGAAAGUAUCUGUCUGUUCCACUUGAGGUUAAAGGGGAGACACAACAUGCAGGCAGAAUGUCAAACAAUAUAUUACACAACCGAUACCCAGAUGUAGUACCGUAUGACUCAACUAGAGUGAUUCUUAAGAACGAGCUGCAGGAUUACAUCAACGCCAGUCACAUCAGACUAGUCGCUUGUGAAGAAGCUUCCUAUCAUAAUCCCACUGGUUUGGAGAAGAGCCAUCUUGAUGAAACAGUGGAUGGUGUGGCUGUCAAUGGUCACAACAGUUCAGCAGGCAGCGUCUUGAAAGGGACUACCACGGAAGAUAAGAUCUGGUUCAUCGCAGCUCAAACUCCUCUUCCUGCGACUACUUCCGUGGCUCACUUCUGGACUAUGGUGUGGCAAGAGCGAGUGAAGGUGGUAGUCAUACUCAACGACCACAGUGACUCAAAACACAGUCCAGAGAAACAGAACAGCGACCUAUUUUGGCCGAAGGAACAGAGCAUCUGUGCUACAUACGGAGGGCAUCGUAUUCAACUGGACUACUCGCAGAAACUGGAACAUUUCUCAAUACACAGGAUACAACUGCAUUCUUUUUUGACGGGUGUCGAUCGCAAAAUCCUAUUACUACACUAUACCAAUACCAACUCGACGUUCGAAAAACCACACUCCGAUUAUCCUUCAGCCGAGAGGACUUCUUCGAUUCACGACUUCAUUCGGUUUUGCAACUUUGUUACGAUGAACACGCACGACUCUUCGCCUCUUUUAGUGUCAUGUAAAGACGCAAUUGGUCUAACGGGAAUUUUCAUUGGGCUAAUUCAAGUGUUCAAAGCCAUUCAAAUAGGACAGAAAAUAAAAUUGGAGGAAAUUUUGCAGAAAAUGCGGGAAUGGAGGCCCAAUAUGAUCUACAAAGAAGGCCAGUACGCAUUUUUUGCUGAGUGCUAUUACGAGAUUCUUUCAUCGCUGAAACCUUGACAAGAAACAGUCUCAAAAUUAUGCCAAAAAAAGCGGCCAGUAUAAGAGUAGAGUCCAAAAACAGAAAGGGUCUAAUUAAAGAACGAAACGUAUAACAAUCUCGGGCCACCAUCCUGGCAACUAUCGGCAUAGAGCGACGACGCGGGCAGAGUCACCAACCACCAUGCCACUGACAGAGACUUUUUUACUAUAUCAUAACUCUUAUUCUGCAAAAUAUUUUAUUUGCAUUCUGCUUUUGAACCAUUCGAAAAUUAAAAAAUUU
This is a messenger RNA of Symsagittifera roscoffensis, 2148 nucleotides long. Its product is annotated as tyrosine-protein phosphatase non-receptor type 20-like. The record is from RefSeq and is a predicted model, not a curated record. NCBI's taxonomy places the organism in Eukaryota, Metazoa, Xenacoelomorpha, Acoela, Convolutidae. Gene Ontology annotation, biological process: protein dephosphorylation. The transcript is spliced from 11 exons. Gene Ontology annotation, molecular function: protein binding; protein tyrosine phosphatase activity. The coding region runs from base 192 to 1886 and encodes 564 amino acids.